AGCAUUGGAGAAGUUAACAAUCACUAUUUGUACUACACUCAAGUAGUGAUGGCUGCAGCACGUUAAUAUUAUCAGUAGAUAUUGGUACAAGGCAUCGACAGUGUGAGAUGUACUUUAAUAAUUAAAUCCGCGAGAAGGGUGUAGAUAACAGAGGCAUUUCUGAACCGUUCCAGCGGUAGCGGGCGUGCCAGGCAGCCUACCGCACUACACUCAUCAAUACAGUGCUGCCCGGAGUCUCGCGUUGCGAGCUCCACAGUCAGUGUAUAUAAGACUGACUACAUCAUCAGAAGGACGGCUCUCAGUCUUCUCUCACAUGUACUACAGGCGUCUUCUACCUAACGGAACGUACUAUGGUGUAAGGCCUUCGAGUUGAUCGUAUCUGUUUGUCAGAAUCCUUCCUGGUGUGUGAGACGUCUUUGUCGCUGACGAUGGGCGGUAUUCGGUGACAUGUCGCUUCAUUAAAGGAUUGAGUUUUAUAUGCAGUGCCAAUAUCUCUUGACUUGUCGCCAGACAUGGGGUGCAGGCAGGCCAAACCGCAACACACGGGGAAUGACAAGGCAGAGGAAAAGGGCAACUGCGAAACGGAGUUUACCACUGCCGUCGCCAUUGACCCACGUCUUCCCCUUGACCAGAGACAGGUGUUUAAGUUGAAGCAAUCGUGGAAAGGGAUUAAACGCAAUAUGGAACAGACAGGCGUUGAGAUGUUCAUCAGGUUGUUUAAAACCAACUCCGAACUCAAGGCCUUGUUUACAAGCUUUGCAAUGCUCGACGUCGAGGACGACCUGAGGGAAAACGAGGCUCUAGAGCACCACGCAACUCUUGUCAUGACGACGCUGGAUGACGCCUUUUCUCGUAUAGAUAACUACAGCUACGUCACGGAGGUCCUUCUAAAGACGGGAGAGUCCCACAGAAGAUUUAGCGCAUUUAGAUCAGAGAUAUUUUGGACAAUGAGAUCACCAUUCUUGGAAGCAGUGAAGAUUACCCUCGGGGAUCGCUACACAGACAAUAUGGAGUCAAUAUACAAAAUUGCUAUCACGUUCAUUCUACAGGCUCUUUCUGAUGGUUUCAACGAGGAUCAUAAAGUCAACAACAGUGCAUCACCGGUGGAGUCAGAACCUUGACAGGAUGUUCUGAGAUGUUUCUUCUCGUGGCAGGCCAACUCAAUGAGGAUGCAAAGCAAAUUAUGCGUGAACAGUGUCGGUGGCUUCCACUGAGCAGUUGGAAUUACCGUAGUUCCAGUGAUCAACGGCUACCAUCUUUGGCUGACCAUACAUCAACGACAACGUUCCGAAAGUAUUCCAUCAGUGGUGGCAUUGUCAUUUUAAGGUAUGCCAGCGAAGGAUAUGUGCAAUGAAGCGAAUAUGCCUGUACUAUGUGCUUAAAGGACGAAGGAGACUUAUCCUGGAUAACUGAUGUGCAAUGUUGAAAUCUCGAGCUUAUCGGAAGGAUGGAAUCAAGUAACACUGAUUCACCAGAAUGACAAGAGAAUAUCUAAAUUUACACCCCAGAAGAGAUGCUUUGUGGGGAACAACGUGUGCAAGCUUGGUAUACAUGUAAAAUGUAUCAUGGAAAUACUAGUAAUAAUUAGUUUAAAAUUGUGUAAAUACAUGGUGAAGACAAGCAUAAUAACGUGCUUGGUGUGUUUAUGAGUAUAACAUAUUGCCAUUGUGACAGAGUAUACAGUUGUCUUGCAACUAUUUAGCUGUUUACAAAUCAAUAUAAAAUAUCUAUAUAGACACUUUAGUUUUCUUCCAUUUCCUGCAGAAACUUGAUUUAAUUAGUCCCAUUUUCUGAAUAUAUCAUUCUAAUGCCACAACGAUGUAAAUACAUGAAGACAGUUACCGUAAUCCAUACAUUCUUUUCUUCUAGUUAGUGAAAGGCCUAUAAAGUUACACAUUCAGUUUCGAGAGGAACUGAAUUUAACGAUUUUCGUUUGUUUCGUGUCUAAGACCUGGCAUAAAUGGUGCCCAGGAAUAAAGUGAGACCUGGUCGAUGAAGGUAACUAAUUAAUGAAACGUCCGUGUCAAAGCUCGUUGGACCUCACAUUUGUGCAAGUUGAGUUCCUUGAAACAGAACAAAUCUGUUGAUUACGACAUUACAUACCCAUUCGGUGACUCCAUGUCGAAAUUGAAACAAUUCUCUAAGCACAGUUGGCAAUAUUAUUCCUGCAGAGAAUCCAAAACUUUGUCAAAUUCUAAGUCAAAUCCGUAAUUUUUGAAGUGUGUCUUUAAAAGCCUAUCCUAGCAGUAGUAACUACUGGAAUCAUGAUCCCAUAUGUCAUGAAGGACAUUUUCAGUGACACUCCUUCUAUACGUGGAUGGACAUGAUAUUCCACUGUUAGGUCAUCUUGUAUGUCAUUUGAAUCAAUCCUUUUAUCUAUAUGUUGAAGCACUGGCUCGAUAAUUCCAUAGGUAUUUACCCCUAUGUAUUAGGUGCCAGUGGUGUUCAUUAAUCGACUUCUUAAUUGUGCAACUUCAGGGAUAUUUAGAUUCUAUGCAUAUCAUCUUAUGAUUUCUAACCACAUUCUCGUGCUGUCCUAUUUAGCUGUUAGAAUUAUGUGCAUUGUAAAAUAGUAUUAUAUAUACCAUAAUGUGCAUUUGGACAUAACUGUGAAUGCCAGAGGAACCAAGGGAAGGCUGGUUGAAAUGACUGACCAACCACUGUGUUGCCUGUGUCAAUGUAUAACUAUUGUCAUCAUGUGAAUAUUUGAAACUCUCAGUAACUAACAAAAGAGUCACUUGUUCCAGAAAUGUAAGAUAUUAUAAUAUGUAACAUGUAACAUAACUUUUGCUUACCCGUUGUGUAAGUUAUCUGUUGAGAUGAAUUUCCCAUUGUCAGGAUAUUGCAAUCCGAAAUACCGUUGUUUCUUUCUAAGAUUUCAUUUGAAAUGGAAAGUUUAGAUUUCAGACAAACACUUCCCAUCUUCGUAUAAGGGG
Haliotis rubra (blacklip abalone) is the source of this 2936-nucleotide messenger RNA. RefSeq names its product neuroglobin-like. The transcript is spliced from 3 exons. Gene Ontology annotation, molecular function: heme binding; oxygen binding. The record is from RefSeq and is a predicted model, not a curated record. The coding region runs from base 513 to 1121 and encodes 202 amino acids. Lineage: Eukaryota; Metazoa; Mollusca; Gastropoda; Lepetellida; Haliotidae.